AUGGUGAAGCGUAAAGAGAAACAGCGCGACGGAUUGAUUAGUCGUGUCGAUGUCCCGCAGCAAGGGUAUAGGCAACAGCGGCGGUUUUCCAGAAGGGUCAGAGAAGACGGGGACCGGACUAAGGCCAGGCACAGCGAUAGUAAAGGGGAAUUGAGAAAAGAAAAGAGGAAGAUGACGCCACAGAAGUCACAGCCGAAUGGCAGAGGAGAGAGAGUAAGAGAGGGGAGGGGGGAUAGACUGGACCCCUUCAAAAGUUCUCAGAACCUGCACGGAAGCGUCGAGCACCCGGGGGGAAAAGAGACUGAGAGUGAGAGACUCAGAGAGAAGAGGGUGGUGAAAGUGAAAAUCGAGAAGCCAGUGGGUGGAUUUGCUGGAUUUGCUGGCCCACAGGAACAACCGGCGGCCCAAGAUUUCCUCACUUCCAGAGCCCAUCCACGUUGGCUGGAUGUGGAUGAUGAGCCCCAGCCUAUCACGCCAAACUGGAUGGUGCCCCUCCAGCCAGUCACAGUUGCAGCUCAAAAGAAUAAUGCCACCCACCCCCCAAAACGUGGAGACCGUGAAUGGAAAUUGGCUCCCGUCGCUGGUCCUGAAUGGAUCACCAGAACGCGCGAUGGAUCUCCGCCCGAUGAAUCAGUCAAACUCGUUGUUGCAAGGUCAUGUUGUGUGGUAUGUGCUGCUGCUGCUGCCGCCGCUAACUACUCAAUCCCAUCACGGUCCCGAAGGUGCUCUGUGGAUUUCCCAUCUGCCUUGGCUUGUCGCGUAGUGCUCACUACCACUAUGACUGCGGUUGUUGCUAUGAUGAUAUGGACCAGGUCGAUCGAUCGAUCGACCGGCGGACCCCAAAGCAAUAUCCCGUCAUGGAUUGCAGUUGAAACAGCAAGUGGAGCGACCGAAAAUAUGACAAGCACAAUGGGGUAA
Aspergillus niger is the source of this 918-nucleotide messenger RNA. RefSeq lists its product as uncharacterized. The record is from RefSeq and is a predicted model, not a curated record. The coding region runs from base 1 to 918 and encodes 305 amino acids. The transcript has 9 exons. NCBI's taxonomy places the organism in Eukaryota, Fungi, Ascomycota, Eurotiomycetes, Eurotiales, Aspergillaceae.